CCCGUGUUUUAGAGAGACAGGAGUGGAGGGUGGUUAUGGGGUACCGACAGCUGGCGAUUGCCAUGCUCUCGCUGGCACACCGCUCGUCUUCCUUCGUGCCAAGAGCACUGACCACGGGCAGCAGCAGAGGGAGAGCACGUUCACAGGCAUGGAGUCGGGCCGGCACGGUGACACGGAUGUCGUCGUCGUCGUCGUCGUCGUCGUCAGCAUCAUCCACCUGCCACGACACGAAGGAGAAGCCGCCGUACUACGUGACAACCCCUAUCUACUACGUGAACGACAAGCCGCACAUCGGGCACGCCUACACCACGCUAGCGUGCGACGUGAUCGCUCGCUUCAUGAGGCUCGACGGGAGGGAGGUCAUGUUUCUGACGGGAACGGACGAGCACGGGCAGAAGGUGGAGGCGUCGGCGCUUAAGGCCGACAAGUCGCCGCAGCAGUUCUGCGACGAGGUUUCGCAGGAGUUCAGAGACUUGUUGAAGACCAUGAAUUUCAGUAACGACCGCUUCAUCAGGACGACGGACGCAUCGCACAAGGCGGCCGCGUCUGCUUUGUGGAACAGGCUGAAGGAUAGGGGGCAAAUUUCGCUGGGGGUGUACGCCGGGUGGUACAGCGUGAGGGACGAGGCCUUCUACGGGGAGUCGGAGCUGGUCGACGGCAAGGCGCCCUCAGGCGCUGAGGUGGAGUGGGUCGAGAAAGAGCCGUCGUACUUCUUCAAGCUGAGCGAGUGGCAGCAGCCGCUCCUGGACUUCUACGCCGAGAACCCGCAGUUCAUAGCCCCGGAGUCGCGGAGGAACGAAGCGGUGUCCUUCGUUUCGGGGGGGCUCAGAGACCUCUCCAUUUCCAGGACCUCCUUCUCGUGGGGGGUGCCGGUGCCCGGCGACGACGAGCACGUCAUGUACGUCUGGGUCGAUGCCCUGGCCAACUACAUCUCGGCCCUCGGUUUCCCGGAGAUGGGCGAGGCGGGAGAGUUCAGCAAGUUCUGGCCUGCGGACCUUCACGUCAUCGGCAAGGACAUCCUCCGCUUCCACUCGGUCUACUGGCCGGCCCUCCUCCUUGCGGCGGGGCUGGAGCCUCCCACGAGGCUGUUCGUCCACGGGUGGUGGACCAAGGACGGCCAGAAGAUCUCCAAGAGCACGGGGAACGUGAUAGACCCGCUGGACCUGGUGGCCCGGUACGGGGUGGACGCUACGCGGUACUUCCUCAUGAGCGAGGUACCCUUCGGAAACGACGGAGACUUCUCGGAAACCGCCUUCCAGAACCGCGUGAACUCCAACCUGGCCAACGAGGUCGGAAACCUCGCCAUGCGGACGCUGUCCAUGGCGGUAAAGAACUGCGGGGGCCAAGUGCCACGACCGGCGACAGCUACCGAUGCGGGGGACGUGGACGAGGGAGGUGACAAGGCGCUGGGGAGAGAAGACUUCGACCUUACGCCUGAGGACGUGGAGCUUCUCAAGUCCGCGGGGGAGUGCAUUGGUGUCGUCAGGCCGCUGGUCGGGGAGACCCAGCAGCUGCACAAGGCCUUGGAGGCUAUCUUGCUGGUCUCUAGGGAGGCCAAUAGAUACGUCGAUUUCCAAGCACCGUGGAAGCUCAAGAAGACCAACCCAGAUAGAAUGAAGACGGUCUUGUGGGUGCUGCUGGAGACGAUUAGACACGUAGGGAUCCUGUAUCAGCCGUUCGUACCCGAAGCGGCGGGGAAGCUGUUGGACCAGUUAGGGGUGCCGGAAGGAGAUGCGCGAUUAUUCGCGGCGUUAGAGCAGGAGGGGGGGGCGCGGUUUUCGCUGCAGCCCGGGGCCCCCCUGGACAAGCCCGUCCCCGUGUUCCCUAGGAUCGAAGUGCCGGAGGAAGCGGUUGCGUCUUAGCCCAGCAGCUUGGUUGCUUUUGAAUCCUUGUAGAAAAGUUCAAGGCCUUGAUGAAGCUGUCUUGCUGAACUUCGGUUGGGAUCGGACUUUUGCGCUUUUUUGUUUGGGACGAUUGCUGCCACUGCUGUGGCCGCAAACUCGUGUUUGUGGGGCGUUCCGGAAGGUGGUGGAGCAGGUGUUUAUUUCUUGGGGAUGGGGUGUCGAAAUUUCAAGCUAGCCUUGAGGUUUAUCAGAAGACCGGGAGGUUCUCUGUUCAGCUGUUUCGGUACUAAGUAGUGUGUUGGUUGCAUGAUUGCUCGAGAAGAGGGCCAGGGGUCACUGCAGAGAGGAUUGUGUGGGUUUGUGUGUGUGUGAGAGAGAGAGAGAGAGAGAGAGUUGUGGUGAUUUCCACUACACACUUCUGUACCUGUCAAGAGGACGAGCGACAAGCAAGUACGCGACCGCCGUACUGCUGCCUAUUGUUGUUUACCGUUGUCGGCUUUACGGCGAAAAAAAUGCUCCACCUUUGACAGAAAACGCCGCAGAUGAGCUCUGCGACGACGGGUAGUCUACUGUCAUCCGUACGUUGACCGUGGAGCACUAUGGGGGGCUAUUCUGGUACAGCGAUGGUGUGUUAUUGGACGUGGGGACGAGUCGUAGAUGGAUAGAUAUCGUUGCGCGCGCUACCAAACAAAACGCGGUACCUUAGGGUCAUGUACAGCGGCGACUAAGGAGAUCUGGGACGAUUUGUGUAGUGGCUGGGUAGAGAAUCGUUGUACGCAUAUGCAUAUAGACUAUAUCACCAAACACAACCAACGCCAAGACAGUCAGACCGUUCGCCC
Molecule: messenger RNA, 2683 nt
Organism: Ectocarpus sp. CCAP 1310/34
Lineage: Eukaryota; Phaeophyceae; Ectocarpales; Ectocarpaceae
Source: the annotation of a GenBank genome assembly